Molecule: messenger RNA, 1799 nt
Organism: Pisolithus orientalis
Lineage: Eukaryota; Fungi; Basidiomycota; Agaricomycetes; Boletales; Pisolithaceae
Exons: 8
Coding region: 242-1714 (490 amino acids)
Source: RefSeq, a predicted model, not a curated record
GCAGGAGGUGAACGAGAUGUAGCUGCCCCACUUUUGACAAGUUUACGCUCUGCCUUGGAAAGAUCGUCCCCUGACCUCCGUCGCAGUGUCGCCAGCCGUCCCUCCGAGUGGCCUUCACAGUCGCAACUGCCUAAGACAUCUGGGAGGUUCCGCAAGACAGUUCCAAUUCCACCUGAGGGCUGCCGACAAGCAGGGUACAAGUUCCGCUGCUUUGCGUCUCGCCGAAAGUGCCAUUAAGCAGAUGCCUGACUUGCUCUCCUUGGACGACCAUGAGAUGAACUUCAUGGACGAGGGGGCAGCAAGAAGAGCUGUUCAAAACGUUCAACACUUGAGCUCGCCUGGAGAGGAGGCCGAUUCUGUAGACCUUGCUCUCGCAUUCCAAAACACCAGUAUCUUAGGGUCUGAUGCCGGAGAAGCGAUACAGAAGAUUCUACACAGCGACAGAAUCAAUGAAGGGAAGGGCAUGGCGGAAGCCGCCGAGAGAGGAAAGUCUUACGGAGUUCCGCUAUGGAAACCAUAUUCCAUCGAAGACAUGGAUAUUGAUCUGGCACCCACCUCAAGACCACCGUCUGGAUACGCAUCCCCCAUUACCAUGCUUCUCGACCAGUUGAUUUGCAAGUUGGAGUUAUUGCUCAACUCGGGCUUGCUCAUCAACGUACCUUCUCAGGGGCUGCCCUCCGUACUGUCCUCACUGUUCACUAAUGGGCUUUGCUCUUCUACCCCCGUGGCUGAUGCCACCUACAACGCCCUGCGCGACAUAUGUUCGCACCGCAAGAGCGAAGUCGUCUUUCCCUUCUCUACUGUGAAGAUAGCACUUUUACAACUUGGUGCUUGUCCUUCCAUUUUCGAGCAAGUUGGGUGGCAGGUCAAUGAUACUGCGCAAGAUCGGUACUUCUCUCCGGAAACCCGCUCCAAGUUGUUAGUGCGAUUCAUCGCAACCAUCGAGAUGAUGGCAAGCUUGGCGGCUGUAAUGCCGAGCGAGCUAGCAGAUUUCGUUCUGUGCAUAAUUCUCUUGGCACUAGACCCCGUUACCCCCCACGCUCUCCACGUGCACCUAAAUUCCGCAAUGGAUGCCAUUUGCACCCGCAGUAUGGGACACUCCACUGUACUAUGUUCUAUCCAUCAGAAAGUGUUAAUUUUUGCCUCCAAUCUCAACUCAGCGAAUAAAGCUCGCCUGGUCUCGUUGUUUAGUAGUGGUGGCCCUCAAGCAAGACUUAUCGGGCAAUGGCUUGCGUACUGCUUGCUUAUUCCAACAACAGCACCGCUGAUGGAUCAACUUCCUCCGCUUGAGCCGCUCAUACACCUGCUCACCCCGCCUUCCGAUUCCGGUCAAUUAUUUGAUGUGGCUAACGAGAAUACAGAUUACGAAGAUCUUGACCACUGUGUCGCAAUCCUAGCUGUCGCACUCACUGAUAUCGCGCCGUACGUUCGAGAAGAACGAUCUUUGGUGCGACAGCCUAGCAUCGCAUUGGACGAAGGUACUCCUAGCAAUGCCAAAAAGUUCCACACGCCACUCGAGCGACUUCACUACGCCCUCGAUGUUCUACGAGGCAAGAUAGUGGACACCCGAGCCGCCCAUCUCGACCGCUCGAGGGUUAAAGCGACCAUUCAACGCCUCGCGAUGCGUAUUUAUUACGACCGCCUUGCGAUCAAGGGAAUGUCCUCAUGUGGGCGGGCAUCAACUCUUCAAAGCUGGUUUUCGCCUUCGCGCUGAAGGACUCCGUUCCAUACAUCUGCUGCUUAGUCUUCUUUAUAAUUGAGCGCGUAUACGUCGACGACUCUAAUCAAUGUCACCUGCA